GCGGUUAAUGCACUGUAGCCACGCGCUGCGGCCCCCUGUAACCGCUAAUCUUUUUAGCGCCAAAGUACAACGUCAUUGCUCAGCUCAGCCAAGCAACAUCGCCAUUCACCCAGAACGCCUCGUUUCCAUCCAAUUCACCCAUCGGCAUUGCCAUCUCGACUCGUCUCAUCUCCAACCUAAUUAUUACUCAACACAUACACACACAGCUUCCCCAUGGCAUCAACUUGCUAAACUCACCGUAUAUCAUUCCCGCCACCACCGCCCCCCUUCCGCUUCUCCUUUGGCGAGCAGAAUAGGGGAAUCAUUCCUCCUUUGCCCGCGAUGUCCCUCCUCCCCGGCGAGGCUUCUCCAUCAUUUGCCCAGACCGGCGCAGACCCGAUCCUCGACGACAGCGCCUCCGAACUCUUCAACUACCUCGACGAAGAUGCCAUCGAUCUGACCUCCGAAGCCGGCCAAGGUGCCGAGGCCUACGAGAUGCAAUCACAUAUGGCGUCCUCUGCGCGAGCUGCAGCAGCAGCAUCAUCAAGCAGAAUAAAUACAAGGCGAGGCUCUAUGCGGCCCAUGAGCUCGGCCAGCACGGCUGUCAGCUUUGGCACGGGCAUCGGCGCCACCAUGGACGACGAGACGUUUACGCCGGCAGAAGACUUGGCUGUACGCAGCAAGUUUGAUAGGAAGCUCGUACUGUUUGUCGCUCUACUAUUCAUGUUGAGCUUCCUCGACCGAUCGAAUAUCGGCAACGCGCGUAUCGCUGGCAUGGAAGAGGACUUACAAACCCUUCCCCGACGAGAGGACUGGUACGAAUGGUGUCUCACGGCCUUUUACCUAACUUACAUUGCAUUUGAGUGGAUGGCGCUGCUCUUCCGCGUUGUUCCAGCACAUAUCCUCAUCUCCUGCUCCGUCUUUGCUUGGGGCAUCACUGCGUCUCUCCAGGCGGUUGCUACUUCGUAUCCCAUGCUCGUUGGCUUGCGCGCCCUGCUCGGCAUUGGAGAGGCUGCAUUCGCCGGUAUUCCCUUUUAUAUGAGCUUCUUCUUUAAGAGAGAGGAGCUAGCCUUUCGCACGGCUAUAUUUAUAUCAGCCGCCCCUUUGGCCACGACAUUUGCCUCGACACUCGCUUGGCUCAUCUUGCAGAUUGCCCACCUUACUCCCAUUGCCCCCUGGCGUCUGCUAUUCCUCAUUGAAGGCUUUCCGUCGGUCCUCGCCGCAGUGGCGGCGUGGUCUGUCCUACCCGAUUCUCCUCAGACGGCAUCCUAUCUUACAGCACGAGAGAAGCAGGUCGCCCGUCUACGUCUUGGGCACACUGCUGGGCCCCAAUCAUCCUUUUUUGCGCCCAAGAAGCCAACUUCUGGCUUCCGCUUGAUGGAUCUUGCGCCGCUCUUUGUCGAUCCCGUGCCUUGGCUCACGGCAGCCAUGUUCUUCCUCACCAACAUGGCCUACUCCUCCCUCCCCGUCUUUCUGCCCAAAAUUCUUGUUGAAAUGGGCAACAGUCCCAUUACAUCACAGGCUCUUUCGGCCCCUCCCUAUCUUAUAUCCUUUAUAAUCGUCUUAUUCACCGCCCACAUGUCGGAUCGUUGGCGCGUCCGCACCGUGCCACUUGUCUUCCACGCCUUAUCGUCGGCUGCUGGCUACGCUAUUUUAGCUCUCGCCGAGCCCUUUAAGCUGCCUGCCAUCCUACGAUACAUUGCUAUAUAUCCUGCCGCCAUUGGCUUCUUCAACGUCGUCACCCUCACCAUUGCGUGGAACAUCAACAACCAGCGCUCUGAAACCCGACAGGGCGGUGCUUUUGCCAUUAUGCAGCUUAUAGGCCAGUGUGGUCCUUUGGUCGGCACCCGUCUAUAUCCGGAUCGCGAUGCGCCCUAUUAUACUCACGGCAUGCAGACUUGCGCCGUUGCCAUGCUCGCUGUCGCAAUCAUAGCCUCCGUGCUCCGGUUUUAUAUGAAACGCCAAAACGACAAGAUGGAUGCCGCGCAGGGUUCAAACUCACCCGUAGGCGAGGAAGAGCAGGGCCUGGUUGGCUCCUGGAAAUACACAAGAGACGGUACUUCGCCGUUUCGGUAUAUGCUUUAAUUUCACUGACGCACAUUAUCAUAAUCCCAUUUACACCCGGCGUUCUAGUACAUGGCACUUUUUAUAAUACAUAAUAGCAUUGCGUAUGCAUAGUUAAUGACUAAUGAACUUCGGUCGUUCUGCCUUUUUUGUCGUCUACAACAGUAGCCGUACUGAUCACCACUACUCUCUUCCUUGAGUAAAGACCAUCCAGGACGGAGCCUGGUAUUUGC
This is a messenger RNA of [Torrubiella] hemipterigena, 2276 nucleotides long. The record is from the annotation of a GenBank genome assembly. Lineage: Eukaryota; Fungi; Ascomycota; Sordariomycetes; Hypocreales; Clavicipitaceae.